Messenger RNA from Vollenhovia emeryi, 1874 nucleotides. RefSeq lists its product as uncharacterized. The record is from RefSeq and is a predicted model, not a curated record. NCBI's taxonomy places the organism in Eukaryota, Metazoa, Arthropoda, Insecta, Hymenoptera, Formicidae. Bases 614 to 1864 code for a protein of 416 amino acids. The transcript has 3 exons.
UAAGUCCCCAAUAUUGGCCCAUAUCAAGUCCUUAUCCAAUUUCUUACUGUAUCCCUUCAGAUUUUUUUUAUACAACACAGGAUUUCUUUUUACUAAUUCUAUUAAUGUCCUCCACAUGCUGAUUUGUGUUUCCGAUUCAUCAUUAUGAUCAUCAUCAAUCACAUCUACUUCAUAAUCCAUAUUUUUUUUCUAAGUUUAACCGAACUGUUAAUAAACUGUAAUAAUAAACAGCAAUAAUACAAUAAAUAGCAAAACUUAAAUUGCAAUUAACGACGUUGCAACCGUUGCAACUAAGCACGAACCAGCACGAACAGUCUAAAUACAUUUCGAGCUAUCUUUUCGUGCCCUAACCUUCCUGAGUUUUCCUCCUGCGUUCUGAUUGGUCGAGCGUAAGCGUAAGAGUAAAGCUGCCAUUUCACGGAGCGAAGCUAAAGCUGGCGUUUACCCCCACUCCAUCGCAACACAAGUCAGCUUUGCUUUAGCUAACGCUAAAGGCCUCCUGCCUUUUUAUGGAGCGUAUUCUUCGCUGCUUUGAGGUUGUGUUUCAGUGAAGUUGAAUUCCUGGCUUUCGCUGGCUUUCUAGUUUUGUUUAUAGUGGAGUACAAAUAAUAAAAUGGAUGAAGAAAGUGGAUUAGCAAUUGCAAUUGCAGAAAUACAAAAACGACGUACAGCCGCGGCUGCAGCUGUUGUGAUGCAUUUGCAGAAGAAAAGAAAAUAUAAGGAAAAAAAGCAUUGGGUAGCACCAAUUUUUAAAAACCGUGACCGAAACAGUUUCUUCUUUGCGUCAGUGCCAAAAUUAUUGUUAGAGGACAUACGAUUCCAUAAUUAUUUCCGAAUGACUGCAACUCAGUUGGAGGAAUUAUUAUGUCUAAUUGGACCACAAAUACAGAAGCAGGACUUUCUUCGACAAUCUAUCUCACCUUCUGAAAGAUUGGCAUUAACAUUGAGAUAUCUUGCUUCUGGGGAUUCCAUGACGUCGAUGUCAUAUCAAUAUCUUGUGGGAUUGACAACAUCGUGUAACAUUAUCCACGAAACGUGUGAAGUAAUUUGGAAUUGUUUAUGUCCUUCGGUUCUUCCAGGUCGACUAAUAGAAAAAGACUGGUUGGAUAUUGCCAAAGAUUACGAAGAAAAAUGGAAUUUCGUUCAUUGUAUUGGAUCCAUUGAUGGCAAGCGUGUCAUCAUUCAGUGUCCUAACAAUGCUGGCUCCACAUAUUUUAAUUAUAAACGCAGUCACAGCAUAGUUUUAAUGGCUAUUUGCGAUGCAAAUUACAUAUUUCGCUUCGUGGAUAUCGGAGCAUACGGACGACAAAGCGAUGGUGGAAUUUUUAGAAAUUGUGCUAUAGGAAAAGCGUUCGAUGAAGGCCGGAUGAAUAUUCCGCAGCCAUCAGCAGUUGGAGCAGGAGGAACUAUUUUACCAUACUGCUUUGUAGGAGAUGAAGCUUUCCCGUUAAAACCGUACUUGCUUCGUCCAUAUCCUGGAAGAGGUGGUCUUACACCAGAACGAGAUAUUUUUAAUUAUCGUUUGAGCCGUGCGAGACGAGUCGUAGAAAAUGCAUUUGGCAUAUUAGCCAGUCGAUGGCGAAUAUAUAGAAAACCAAUUAUCGCUAGUACUAAAAACGCAAAAUUAAUGAUUCAGGCAACUAUUUGUCUCCAUAACUGGCUUCGUCUACAAGACAAGGAUGAUAUAAACGCAAAUGUAUCUUUAACAGAUAUCGAUAGUAUGGAAGAUGGACGUGCAUUCAAAAAUAUUUCAAACUGUGGGUCUAACAUGAGUGCUAAAGAAUGUGUAAAAAUUCGAGAUGAAUUUUGUCAUUAUUUUAAUAAUGAUGGGGCCGUACCGUGGCAAAAUGAUAGAAAUAAAUAAUAAAGUUAUA